Labrus bergylta (ballan wrasse) is the source of this 3085-nucleotide messenger RNA. It is a transcript of the gene mgat5, whose product is annotated as alpha-1,6-mannosylglycoprotein 6-beta-N-acetylglucosaminyltransferase. Gene Ontology annotation, biological process: protein N-linked glycosylation. The record is from RefSeq and is a predicted model, not a curated record. Gene Ontology annotation, cellular component: Golgi apparatus. Gene Ontology annotation, molecular function: alpha-1,6-mannosylglycoprotein 6-beta-N-acetylglucosaminyltransferase activity. NCBI's taxonomy places the organism in Eukaryota, Metazoa, Chordata, Actinopteri, Labriformes, Labridae.
CAGACGCUCAUGCUCUGUGGCUGGAAUCUCUUCUUUCCAGUCUGCCUCAACACAUCGACGUCUCCACUCGCCCAUUCUCUGGAUUUUUAUGCCUCGUUCACACCUUAGAACAACAUCGUGGGCUACCGACAAAGCCCAAAUAGAAAGGAUGCACCAGCUUGGACUCAGCCCUCUGCGAUGCUACUAGACAACGAGGAUGGGUCAGAGAAAGAAAUUACGCUGGUGAGGCAAACAAGCUGUGAGCCAAUCCUUAAACACAGCCGCUGCUCCAUCGACUGAACCAGCCAUGCCCCUCCUACCCUCCUGAUCCUCCACCCUGACCUCUGCACCUACCCUUGGAUAAACCUAAAGCGGCCCCCGGCGACUCCUCGUCAAGUCAGCAUGGCUACACCGUUCCUGUGGAAGCUGUCGUCCCAGAAGCUUGGCUUCUUCCUGGUCAGCUUCGGGUUCAUCUGGGGCAUGAUGCUGCUGCACUUUACCAUCCAGCAGCGAGCCAGCCAUGAAAACAGCGCCGUACUGAGGCAACAGAUCCUGGACCUCAGCAAGCGCUACAUCAAGGCCCUGGCUGAGGAGAAUCAGAGUGUCAUGGACGGGCCCUAUGUGGGUACUAUGACGGCUUAUGACUUGAAGAAGACCCUCGCGGUGUUGCUGGAUAACAUCAUGCUGAGGCUGGGCAAGCUAGAGUCCAAGGUGGAAAACAUUUACAAUGGCACGGGGGGCAAUCUGACCAACGGCACCAGCACGGCCACACCCAGUGCUACCAACCCUGAAAAAGUCAACGUGGCAGACCUCCUAAACGGAGCCCAGGAGAAGUGCGAGCUGCCGCCCAUGGAUGGUUUUCCUCACUGCGAGGGCAAGGUCAAGUGGAUGAAGGAGAUGUGGCGCUCAGACUCCUGCUACGGCAACUACGGCGUUGAUGGUUCCACCUGCUCUUUCUUCAUCUACCUCAGCGAGGUGGAGAACUGGUGUCCUCGCCUUCCCUGGAGGACAAAGACCAUAGCCCAAGAAAUCGACAGGAGAGGACAGGCCGAGAUCCGCACCAGCUUCAACGAGCUCUACCGCGUGAUGUCACAGCGCGAGGAGUUCCGCUGGAUGAUGCUGAGGAUCAAGCGCAUGGCUGAGCCGUGGGUCAGUGCCAUCCGCUCGCUGGCUGCCAAGCAGAACCUGGCCAGGCGACGGAGGAAGAAGAAGGUCCUGGUGCAUCUGGGCCUGCUCACCAAGGAGUCGGGCUUCAAGAUCGCAGAAAACGCCUUCAGCGGCGGCCCAUUGGGAGAGCUGGUCCAAUGGAGCGACCUCAUAACGACGCUGUACCUGCUGGGUCACGAUGUUCGCAUCUCGGCCUCGCUGGCUGAGCUCAAAGAGAUCAUGCGCAAGGUCAUGGGGAACAAGUCCAGCUGCCCGACCCAGGGCGACAAAAUCGUGGAGCUCAUCUACAUCGACAUUGUAGGCCUCACCCAGUUUAAGAAGACACUGGGACCUGCCUGGGUCCACUACCAGUGCAUGUUGCGGGUGCUGGAUUCAUUCGGAACGGAGCCAGAGUUCAACCAUGCCCACUACGCCCAGUCCAAGGGUCACAAGACGCCCUGGGGGAAGUGGAACCUCAACCCGCAGCAGUUCAACACCAUGUUUCCUCACACCCCAGACAACAGUUUCCUGGGCUUUGUAGUGGAGCAGCACCUCAACGCCAGCGACAUCAGGCACAUCGACGACAUCAAGAGGCAGAACCAGUCGCUCGUCUACGGGAAGGUCGACAACUUCUGGAAGGACAAAAAGAAAUACCUGGACAUCAUCCACAGCUACAUGGAGGUCCACGGCACCGUUCAUGGCACCAGCACUGUGCACCUCCCAAGCUACGUCAAGAACCACGGCAUCCUGAGCGGCCGAGACCUGCAGUUCCUCCUCCGAGAAACCAAGUUGUUUGUGGGCCUUUCCUUCCCCUACGAGGGUCCCGCCCCCCUGGAGGCCAUCGCCAACGGCUGCGCUUUCCUCAACCCCAAAUUCAACCCGCCCAAAAGCAGCAAGAACACCGACUUCUUCAAGGGCAAACCCACGCUGAGAGAGCUGACCUCUCAACAUCCGUACGCUGAGGUGUAUAUCGGUCAACCGCACGUGUGGACGGUGGAUAUCGAGAACUCUGCAGAAGUGGAGAAGGCCAUCCGCUCCAUCCUCAGCCAGAAGAUUGAGCCCUACCUGCCUUAUGAGUUCACCUGUGAGGGGAUGCUGCAGAGAGUCGACGCCUUCAUCGAGAACCAGGACUUCUGCCACGGUCAGGUGAUGUGGCCUCCGCUCAGCGCUCUGCAGGUGAAGCUGGCCGAUCCCGGGCGCUCCUGUAAGCAGGUGUGUCAGGAGGAGCAGCUCAUCUGUGAGCCAUCCUUCUUCCAACACCUCAACAAGGACAAGGACUUGGCCAGGUUCGGUGUGGACUGUCAGACAGUGGAGUCCAGCUCGGACACGGUGGUCCCGGCCUACAGCGAGGCUCGUCGCCACUGCAUCUUCCAGUCGGACCUUCUGCUGUUCAGCUGCGCGGGCGCCCACCAGUCACUGCAGCGCGUCUGCCCCUGCCGCGACUACAUGAAGGGCCAGGUGGCGCUGUGCAAAGACUGCCUAUAGCAGGGACGCACACGCUGCUGAUGGGAGGGGGCGGGGCCUGACAGAGGGGGUGGAGCAUCAUUUCAUGGAGUUAAAAAAGGAGCAGCUUAACGAGUGUGUUUGAGAGACAUGGACACACACUCCAUGGGCAUCAUGCAGCUGUCAAUCAAACACAUGACAGAGGUUUUUUUUUGUCUGGAUAGAGAAAAAAACAUUCACACGACUGCAGGUGUUUGUCAUAUUUAUUGUUUUUGUGAAACAGUCCUGCAGCCAAACUGGAGCACCCCUCUGAUUCACCAGCGGGGGGCGCUGCGAGUCCUGGAAGCAGAGGAACUUUACUUGAAUCAACAAAGGGAGUCACCUCAGACGAUUUAAACCCUGACCCCGCCCCCCUUCACUCCUCCCUCUCUAUCCACCUCCUCCUGGAAUAAUAUCUAGACUGUUUAUUCUUUAAGUAGGUUUGCACUGGACUGUCAUGCCUGGAGGCUCGAACCCC